AUGCUCCACAAACAAAUAAAUCAGGAUUAACUUUUGUAUUUUAAGAAGGAUAUUUAGCUAAGGCAUUUAAAGAAAAUAGUUUAAUAUUGUUUGAUGAGGUAAAUUUAACGUCGCAAGAAGUUUUAAGCACACUUUAAAGUUUGUUUAAUUAUGAUGAAAAAUCAUUAAAAGUUAGAGAUUUCAAUUUAAAAAAAGAAAAUUGUGUAUUUAAAUGCAAUUAAUCUUUCAACAUUUUAAGGAAGAGCGGAAUUACCAUUUUUAUACAAAAUUAAAUUACUAAUUAUAAUAUUAAACAAUUUGACUUAGAUUAAACCAUAGAUAAUUUUAAGAAAAGUUACAGUGCAUAAAUAGAUACUAUUGAAAAGUAGAAGAUAGAUUCUUUAGCUCCACAAGGAAUCCCAAUAAAUCUCAGAAAAAUUUUUCCUAGAUAAAAAAGAGCUUUAUCGAAUUUAUUUGCUCUAUUUAAUAACUAAUUUUUACAGCUUUUUGAGGCAUAUAUAAGAUGAAUAAGUUAAAGCUGAGUUAAUUAUAGUUUGCUUAGAAAUAAUUUAUUGCAACCCUUUUGAGCAUAAAGUACUAAGAGAUUUAUUGUACAAAAACAUCUUACAAAAGUAUCAAAUAACCAUAAAACAAUAGAAUUCAAGGAAAAUUUUUAUUGCUUAAAUUGGCUAAAAUGGUUUAUUUCAAUGAUAUUAAAAUAAUAAAUUCACAGUUAAUUUAACUUUGGAAAAAUUUUCAAGAACAACACCUAAAUUUCAUUCAAUUAUUUUUACAUAAAUUUUAAGAAUUCAAUAAUUUUAGAAAAAAAAAAUUAAUUAUUUCAAUUUUAAGCAAGAGAAUAAUUCUGUGUUAAGGGGAUUAUUGUACUUGUAAAACAACAACAGUUUUAAAGUUAGCAUCUUUAAUGAAUUAGAAAUGCCUUCUAGUGUCAAUUCAUGAUGAUUUAGAAAUAGAUGAUUUGUUAGGAAAUUUUUCCCUUAUAAAUCAAAAUAAUGAAAUUAUUGAUGAAUAUUUGAUUAGUUUACAAAUAAUAAAAAAGAUAAACAAAAAUAAUACGAAAAAUAAAAAUCACCUAAAAUGAAACAUUUGAAGGAAUUUAAAAAAUAUGUUAUUGGCUAAUAUUAGAUAAUAUCAACCAGGCAAAAACAGAAAUUAUAGAAAGAUUAAAUUCUUUAGGAGAAGAUGACUCUCUUCUCUUUAUUAAUGAAUUUGGUGAUGAUAAUCGAGUUUUGA
Molecule: messenger RNA, 1233 nt
Organism: Paramecium sonneborni
Lineage: Eukaryota; Ciliophora; Oligohymenophorea; Peniculida; Parameciidae
Source: the annotation of a GenBank genome assembly